Molecule: messenger RNA, 2573 nt
Organism: Paramecium pentaurelia
Lineage: Eukaryota; Ciliophora; Oligohymenophorea; Peniculida; Parameciidae
Source: the annotation of a GenBank genome assembly
AUGAAUAAGCGCAGUUAAAAUAACCAUUCCACCAAUUAAUAACAUUUUCUUGGAGCAUCAUCAAAUGAAAUCCCUUCAAAUUCAAUUGGUUAAGUAAUUAUUUAAUAAUAUCCAUAAUUUAGUCUCAAAAAGUACAAUAGUAGAAUAAGGACGAAUAGUCAAGAAUCUCAUAAAACUAGCAUCCAAAUAAUUAAGAACAUUCAUAAAAUAAUAUUGAUCAAAUUCAUUAACAGCAUGGUAAGCAUGAAGGACAACAUUAUAAUCCUUUGUAAAUGCCUUGUAAUUGGGAGAUAGCCAGAAAGCAUGCUUUAUCAAGAAAGACUACUCGAGAGAAGUAGAAAGAUCCUAACAAAACACUUAGUGGUAUAUAUACAUAUAUUAAUUGUUAAGUUGAUACUUGUCCAUGCUGUGGAUUUGAAGUAGAUAGAGAAGAAAUUCCCUAUUGUUCUAAUCCUAUGGCUUUAUCUUUUCUUGGCUCAGGAUUCACUUUGUUCUAUAAUUAUCUUAAAUAUUGCAUCCUCAUCCUCUUCAUUACAUUGUUGACAAAACAACUCUACAAUUUAUAUACUAAUUAUUAAGGCAAUUAUUGUAGUCAAACCAAGAGAGAAAAAUUGGAAGGUCAUAUUGUAGAACUACCAUUUUGCUCAGAUUCCUGGUUUUUAAAGUUAUCAUUAGCCAAUAAAUUAGAGUAAACAAUAAUACAAAUUUAGCAAUCGAUAAGCCUUAGAGCAUGUUCAAAUACUAAAUUUUAUUAAUAUUUUCAUAGUGAUGGGUGUCCUACUAUAUUUUAGAAAGAGUUAAAGGUAAAUUGAUACAGAUAUUGAUGAAGAAUUGCUUACUCCAGCAGAUUAUACAGUCUGUGUAAAAAAUAUACCAAUAGGUUUGGGACUUGAUUAUUAAUGGGAAUUGAAACAUAUGUUUGAAACAUGUGCAGUUACUGGAGAAUAAAUUAUUGUUAAGAAAGUUGUUCUUGUAUAUGAUAUUGAAGAGAUUAUAGAUAUAGAAAAAGAAUUAGAUUUAUUAAUAGAUAAAAAGAAAGAAUUAAUAAAAGAACAUAAUUAUAAUUAUCAUCAUCCAAGUGUUGAAGAGAUAGAUAAAAAGAUAGAAGAAAAAGAACAUGAAGUACAUCAUUUAGGAUAAGAAUAUGAAAAAGAGAAUAAAAAGUUUGCUGGAAUAGCUUUUAUUUCUUUUGAUAAUGAGGAAAUGAAAACAAAAGUAUUAAAUGAAAAUCCAUUUACAUAAUUAGAAAGAAUGAGAUCUUAUUGGAAUAAAGGUAAAUUACCUGGAAUAACAGAAAAAGAUUUAUCUUGGCAUAAUUAAAAAUUAUUUAUUGAAUAAGCUCCUGAACCAAAUGAAGUAGAUUGGGAAUUUAUACAUGUUAAAACUGAAGAAAAGAUUAGCAAAAGAAUUAAAGCUUGGAUCAUUUAUAUUUUAGUAGAAAGUGCAGCAUUUUAUUCAAUCUAUUUGAUUGCUCAUAGAGUUGCUAAAUAUGGUGAUGAAGCUAGAGAAGAAGAAAUCAAAGGUAAACUCGAUCAUGAUACUAUGUUAAAGAUAAAUAUACUAUCUUAUGCUAUCUCUUUAAGUAUUGUACUAUUCAAUAAAUUUGCUGUUGCAAAAAUUGUUCAUUAUAUUGUUGAUGAUGAAAAGAUCUCUAGUAAAACUAAAUUUUAAAUAUCUUUUGUAUAUAAAUAUGCCUCAGCAUUAUUUUUAAAUGCAGCUAUAAUCAGUUUUCUUGUAGAUAUUGUUAUUUUAAAGAAUGUUGAAGGUGCAGGAGGAUUCUUAUAAAAUGAAAGUCAAAUAUUUAUACUUAAUGCUCUCUUACCUCCAUUUAUUUGGUGUCUUGAUCCUUGGAGUCUUUGUAAAAAUAUAUGGAGAUGGUAUAUUAUCAGAAAAGGAGAGAAAGCUUUGUUAACUUAAUAAGAUGCUAAUAAAUUAAUGGAAGAACCUGAUUACUUAUCUGCAAAAAGAUAUUCAGAUAUAAUGAAAACUAUGUGGUUUACCUUUCUCUAUGGUACAGCCAUACCUUUAGGUACUUUGUUUAGUGCUUUUGGUAUUCUCAUUUACUAUUAUGUUGACUAUUAUAAUAUCUUAAGAAGAAGAACAGUUAAAGAAUCAAUAAGUAUUCAAUUAUCAACAGGUAAUAGUUUUGAUUAAAUGAUUAUUAGAAAUGAUAGAGAUGUUAGAAUAUAUAAUUGUUUGGAGUGCCUUUGGGGAAAUGAUUAUGACUUAUGCAUUUUUCAAAGAAAUUAGUUUGAUAGAUGUUACACUUAUGGUGAUUGCAAUCAUUUAUGCAUCAUUACCUAUGGAAGAUAUAUCUGAAAAACUAUUUCCAGUGGUAAAUAAUGAAUAAGUAUGAAAUUCAAUGUAUUCAUUAGUGUAAACCCUAUGACGAAGGAAGUUAGGGAUUUGAUACUGAUUAUGAUAGAGAAAACCCAAUAACUAGAAAUAAGGCUAUUGAAGAAUGGAAUAAAAAGUAAUAAGUACUUUUGAAUUCGAAUAACAAGAUUCAGAAAUUUUAUUAAUAGAAAGAUUAAUAUGGUUAUCAUAAUGAUGAUCAUUUUGGAAGGAAGUGA